AUGCCCCGUUAUAUGCACUCUUUACCCGCUGUUGAACCGCCCGUAUCGACCUCCCUCGCGUCCGACUCCUUCCAAUUACUCUCGACCGAAGACAAAGCUGGUGAUGCGGAAGAUAUUCUUUUCAAACAACAAGUGGAGGACGUAAAGAGGUGGUGGGCAUCUCCUCGAUACAAAGGAAUUAAAAGGCCAUAUACUCCAGAAGAUGUUGUGAGCAAAAGAGGAACACUACAACAGACCUACCCCAGUUCUCUAAUGGCGAGGAAACUGUUCAAUCUGCUGGCAGAAAGAGCGGCCGAGAGAAAGCCAGUUCAUACCAUGGGGGCUAUUGAUCCCGUACAAAUGACACAACAAGCGCCAAACCAAGAGAUCCUGUAUGUGUCCGGCUGGGCCUGUUCCUCCGUGCUCACGACCACCAACGAAGUUUCGGCCGAUUUUGGAGAUUAUCCCUACAACACCGUUCCCAAUCAAGUCCAGAGACUAUUCAAGGCUCAGCAACUGCAUGACCGCAAACAUUUUGACGCGAGACGGAAGAUGAGUGCGGAGGAAAGAAAAACCACCCCAUACAUCGAUUAUAUGAGGCCAAUUGUGGCGGAUGGUGAUACCGGUCACGGUGGACUAUCUGCUGUCAUUAAAUUGGCCAAACUUUUUGCUGAAAAUGGCGCCGCGGCCGUUCACUUUGAAGAUCAACUUCACGGUGGAAAGAAGUGUGGCCACCUGGCUGGCAAAGUAUUGGUACCAGUGGGUGAUCAUAUCAAUCGUCUGGUGGCUGCAAGAUUUCAAUGGGACAUGAUGGGAUGCGAGAACCUUGUCAUUGCUCGCACCGAUUCCGAAAGUGGCAAAUUACUUUCCAGCGCUGUCGAUGUUCGGGAUCACGAAUACAUCCUUGGUGUUACCGAGGAGACUGAUCCAUUGGCCGAAGUCCUUCAAGAAAUGGAACUGAAUGGUGCUUCCGGACCAGAAAUUGACCAAUUCGAAUCGGCGUGGGUCAAGAAACACAAAUUGGUCACGUUUGAUGAGGCCGUGGAGGCUCACCUCAAAGCUGAAGGUGGAGACCCUUCUGAAUAUCUGUCGAAGACCCGGGAAAACCGCAACAUGUCGCUUUCAAAACGCCGAGCGCUAUCUGCCCGACACGCUAAAUCCCCGGUGAUUUGGUCUAGCGAUAUUCCUCGAACUCGAGAAGGAUUCUAUCAUUACCGAGCAGGACUAUCUGCCGCAACCAAGCGAGCCAUUGAGUUUGCUCCUUACGCCGAUCUUCUCUGGCUUGAGACUGCCGAUCCUAGCGUUUCGAAGGCGGCUGGAUUCGCCCAAGAAAUCCACGAAAAAUACCCUGGAAAGCAAUUGGUUUAUAAUUUGAGCCCGUCAUUCAACUGGAUGGGACAAGGUUUUGAUGAUGCUUCUUUGAAAUCUUUCGUGUGGGAUCUGGCCAAAGAAGGAUUCGUUCUCCAGCUUAUCUCUCUGGCUGGUCUUCACUCUACAGCCACUAUCAGUGCUGAGUUAUCACGCGCCUUCAAGGAAGAUGGAAUGCUUGCAUAUGUCAAUUUGAUUCAAAGCCGAGAAAAGAAACUCGGAGUAGAUGUUCUGACCCAUCAGAAAUGGAGUGGAGCUCCUUAUAUUGAUGGAAUCAUCGGUGCCAUCCAAAGUGGUAGCAGUGGUAGCAAGAGUAUGGGUGAAGGCAAUACAGAAUCCGGUUUCUGA
Messenger RNA from Rhinocladiella mackenziei CBS 650.93, 1695 nucleotides. Its product is annotated as isocitrate lyase. The record is from RefSeq and is a predicted model, not a curated record. The coding region runs from base 1 to 1695 and encodes 564 amino acids. Gene Ontology annotation, molecular function: methylisocitrate lyase activity; isocitrate lyase activity. NCBI's taxonomy places the organism in Eukaryota, Fungi, Ascomycota, Eurotiomycetes, Chaetothyriales, Herpotrichiellaceae. Gene Ontology annotation, cellular component: mitochondrial matrix. The transcript has a single exon.